GAGAAGGUGUGAACUUUCUGUUUGGACGAGAACUCGACCCGUCUUUUGAUCAGCUCAGAACGGAAGAAGGUGGGACGCGACGGAAAAGUAGAUUAAAGAAGGAUUUCUCGAGGGGGUGGGCAUGUUGAAGAGAAAGAAUGUUUUGUUGACAUUUGACCAGGACAGACGGAAUUACAGUUGUUAAACGACGGACAGAACAAGGAGCCCCGAAGACCCAGGAAAGGACUGACGAGAACCACCAUGGCUUAAACCCUGUUCCCCACUAGACCCCUGACCCCCUCCCCAGUCCCCGACCCCCUCCCCUGUCCCCAACCCCACCCCCAGUCUCUCCCCGGCCUCCCCUCCAGUCUCUCCCCGGCCUCCCUAACCCUGUCCAUGUGAGGGGUUGGGCAGCCCCCCCCGAAUCCCACUGGAGCCAUGAUGAACCUCCAGAAGCACCAAACCAUGGGCUCUGACCGGGACCUUCAGUCCUCCUCCUCAGUCAGCCUGCCCUCCGUGAAGAAGGUCCCCAAGAAGAGACGCCUGUCCAUGGGGAACCUGUUCAGACGGCGCCGGGACCCCAAGAGGAAGUCCAUGGAGCUCCAUGGGGAAGGAGGGGUGGUUGGUAUCGCCAGCAUAGACAGCAUCCACUCAGACCUCACGCUGAACGAUAAGAACUCUGCCUUCUCAGUGGCCGGAGCUGCCUGCACCUCCUCCCUCGGGGCGUCAUCCUCCUCUUCCUCUUCCUCCCGGGGUCGAGAGCUGCUGGAGUGCCCUCUGUGCCUUCUACGUCACUCUAGGGACAGUUUCCCGGACAUCAUGACCUGCCACCACCGCUCCUGUGCGGAUUGCCUGCGCCAGUACUUACGAAUAGAGAUCAGUGAGUCGCGCGUCAACAUCAGCUGUCCAGAGUGCUCUGAGCGGUUCAACCCCCACGACAUACGCAUCAUCCUGGGAGACCAGCCCCUCAUGGAGAAGUACGAGGAGUUCAUGUUGAGGCGAUGGCUGGUGACCGACCCUGACUGUCGCUGGUGCCCCGCCCCAGACUGUGGGUAUGCAGUCAUUGCCUUUGGCUGUGCCAGCUGUCCUAAGAUCACGUGUGGGCGUGAGGGGUGUGGCACGGAGUUCUGUUACCACUGUAAACAGCUGUGGCACCCCAACCAGACGUGUGAUGCCGCCCGGCAGCAGAGAGCCCAGAGCCUGAGGCUACGCACCUUCAGCUCCUCGUCUCUUAGCUACAGCCAGGAGAGUGGUGCUGCAGCCGAUGACAUCAAGCCCUGUCCGCGCUGCGCUGCUUACAUCAUCAAGAUGAACGACGGCAGUUGUAACCACAUGACCUGCGCCGUGUGCGGCUGUGAGUUCUGCUGGCUCUGCAUGAAGGAGAUCUCUGACCUGCACUACCUGAGCCCGUCAGGAUGUACCUUCUGGGGCAGGAAGCCGUGGAGCAGGAAGAAGAAGAUUCUGUGGCAGCUGGGCACGCUGGUGGGCGCUCCGGUGGGCAUCGCUCUGAUCGCUGGCAUCGCCGUCCCCGCCAUGAUCAUAGGCAUCCCUGUGUACGUGGGGAGGAAGAUCUAUAACCGCUAUGAGGGGAAGGACAUCUCUCCUCACAGGAGGAACCUGGUGAUAGCAGGAGGAGUCACUCUGUCUGUCAUCAUGUCUCCUGUGGUGGCAGCCGUCUCUGUCGGCAUCGGCGUGCCCAUCAUGCUGGCGUACGUGUAUGGCGUGGUGCCCAUCUCUCUGUGUCGCAGCGGGGGCUGUGGGGUCUCCACUGGUAACGGGAAAGGGGUCCGCAUCGAGUUUGAUGACGAGAACCAGAUGACCGCAGGGAGCGGGGCGCAAGCUACUGACACGACCUCUGUGGCGGACACCAGGAACAACCCCAGCAUCGGAGAAGGUAGCGUGGGGGGCAUGACGGGCAGUCUGAGUGCCAGCGGGAGCCACGUGGACCGGAUGGGCGCCAUGAGGGACAACCUGAGUGAGAAUGCCUCCACCAUGGCCCUGGCUGGGGCCAGCAUCACAGGAUCUCUGUCUGGCAGCGCCAUGGUCAACUACCUGAACAGGUUGGAGGUCCAGGCUGAUGUUCAGAAGGAGAGGUGUAGUCUGAGUGGAGAGUCGGCCACCUUCAGCUUGGGGACAAUCAGUGACAACGCUAGCACCAAAGCAAUGGCUGGAUCCCUUCUCAACUACAGAGACGGGACCAGUAUGGAGGUGCAGGUGGACAUAGAGCCGGGUAAGUCUGCUGGUCAACUACACGACCACACUAUGGAUGAUGGGAGAGACGCUGGGCGCUGUGGCUGGUCCUGCCACUCUGGAUGCCCCUCAGAGGGCCAGGAUGGCACCGCCAAGUCCUCCUCCUCCUCGGGGAAGAAGAGUAAAAGCAAGCUGAAGAAGGGAGGAGGCUGUAAGAUCCAGGAGACGAGGGAGGAUAUGGACGCUCGUCUCCUUGAGCAGCAGAGCACCAACUCCUCAGAGUUUGACUCUCCCUCCCUCAGCGGCUCUCUGCCCUCCGUAGCCGACUCUCACUCCUCCCACUUAUCAGAGUUCAGCGGCGGCUCUGACCUGGAGAUCAUGAAGACGUCCUGCAGCCAUGGAUCCUCGUCUGACUACCACAGCCGCUUCGCCACAGUCAGCCCUCUGCCUGAAGUAGAGGGAGACCGGCUGGAGGCGUUACCCUCACCCCGAGGUGUCCUCUCCCAGCCUCACUCCCCAGUCUCCUCGCCCUGUCCCGAGGUGUCCGUCUCCCCUCUGUGUCUGAUAGCAGAGGAAAACAUCAACCAGGUGUGUCCUACGAAGGCAGAUUGUGACUGUAUUACAGGAGGAGCCCUUCCCGUUGGACAGCUGCUGCAGGAGAACAACGACAACCUGCAGGCCCGUCCCUCCAGCCUGCUCCAGACCUCCUGUAUUCAGACUGACAUCUGACCUUAAAAACACCAGUUUUUGGUUUCACAGAAUUAUUAUUAUUUUUCUUUCUUCCCCAGAAGACAAAAGCUUUAAAUGGACAUUUCUGAAGUGUGGAAAUGAAGCAGUGGAGAAACAGCAAGGUGAAGGCUGUUGUUUCCUGUCAUGUGACAGUGUUCUGACUGGCUGCUGUCCCUCCUCACAAGCAGGAGUGAAAGAGACCCGUCACUGACCCCCAGGGCGGACUGUCAGUCAAGCUGGGGAUCAGGACGCAACGUUCAGGAACCUUCAAGCUCUCAAAACGCCAAGUUGAACUUUUAAUAUGAACCAGGCAAUACUAUCCUUCGUGUUCUCUUCAGUUUUAAAAUGAGUUUAUAAUUAAACCACUUCUGUUAAGUGAUGAUUUGUACUUAUUAUAAUUCAAUACUAGUCCGCUGGAAGGAAUUUAAAAGCCUGGUAGUAGUUUAUCUACGGCUAGCUGAGAGGGACAAACUAUUCUAUCUACGGCUAGCUGAGAGGGACAAAGUACUGGAGCAGAGUAUUGUUGCUAGGUAGAAGUAGAGCUGGGUCUCUGGAAGGCCAUGGUUUAAACAUCCCGAAGAUGGAUGAAGGGUUAAUUAUAAUAGCCACAACCCACCAAUGAGAGAGCCACUUCCUUGAAAUUGUUUAACAAAUAUUUUUCAACCGUCAGUAAAAUAAAAAAAAAUUUCAGGCUGAAGAAGCUUUCACCUCACACAUAAUAAGAUCACUUUCAUAUCUGUUAUAACCAAUGAUUUAUAUAUACACUAGAUGACUGACAGGGGGCGCUGUGUUGAAGCCACCGUGCCUCCAUCUUGGCUCUUCCCCCCCCUCCAUUGUAUAAAACAAUGUUUUGGAAGCUAAAGAAAUGUAUUUAUUAAUUGGUUUUAACAACAUGUAUUCCACUACAGACACCUUAAUACUUUUACAUUAUAUAAUGUGAGCUAAACGUACAAAUAAAAUAAUAUAUAACAUUUUCCUUUUUAGAUUAAUGUUCCUGUCCCCACUAAAACAAAAACAAAACAAAAUACAUGUAAUGUUGUCCUGGAAACAUUUGAUUGAAACACUGUAGAAUUCCAUUCAUUCCUAUGGAGGCCUGCUCCUAAUGGAGAGAGCCAAAAUGGCCGACCGGUGGCUUCAAAGCAUCUCAAUGGCCAAUACAUAACAUCAGUAAUCCAUCCCCUACUGUAGAGAGCCAAUAUGGCCGACCGGUGGCUUCAAAGCAUCUCAAUGGCCAAUACAUAUCAGUAAUCCAUCCCCUACUGGAGAGAGCCAAUAUGGCCGACCGGUGGCUCCAAAGCAUCGCAAUGGCCAAUACAUAACAUCAGUAAUCCAUCCCCUACUGUAGAGAGCCAAUAUGGCCGACCGGUGGCUUCAAAGCAUCUCAAUGGCCAAUACAUAUCAGUAAUCCAUCCCCUACUGGAGAGAGCCAAUAUGGCCGACCGGUGGCUCCAAAGCAUCGCAAUGGCCAAUACAUAACAUCAGUAAUCCAUCCCCUACUGGGGAGAGCCAAUAUGGCCGACCGAUGGCUUCAAAGCAUCUCAAUGGCCAACACAUAACAUCAGUAAUCCAUCCCCUACUGGGGAGAGCCAAUAUGGCCGACCGGUGGCUUCAAAGCAUCUCAAUGGCCAACACAUAUCAGUAAUCCAUCCCCUACUGGAGAGAGCCAAUAUGGCCGACCGGUGGCUCCAAAGCAUCGCAAUGGCCAACACAUAACAUCAGUAAUCCAUCCCCUACUGGGGAGAGCCAAUAUGGCCGACCGGUGGCUCCAAAGCAUCGCAAUGGCCAACACAUAACAUCAGUAAUCCAUCCCCUACUGGGGAGAGCCAAUAUGGCCGACCGAUGGCUUCAAAGCAUCUCAAUGGCCAAUACAUAACAUCAGUAAUCCAUCCCCUACUGGGGAGAGCCAAAAUGGCCGACCGGUGGCUUCAAAGCAUCUCAAUGGCCAACACAUAACAUCAGCAAUCCAGGGUUUAUAUACGUUGGUUAUUACUCAUUGUGCCUUUUUGAAAAGGAAAAGCUGUUUUUCCUCUUUCUAAUCGUCUGCAUCUCUCCACCUCUUCUAGACUUUCAAAAGCUAAAACAACACCUUUCAGAUGGUCUCUUGACCAGGAGAGAUACUAGACGAGUAGGGCUUCAUAAUACUGUGGUAGACUUUACACGUCUUGUUCAAUUGCCUACCAAAGACAGCACUCAGGCUCUUGAGAACUCUUGUUCCUGGUAACCCUUGACGACGUCUGUUUUGUCAUCCCCCAGACUCCACCUGGUGCAGCAUGUCUACACCGCGUGGUUAAACAUGUCAACAUAAACACAGGAAUGUAUACAGACUGCUUGUUUGUUUGUUGUCUAAUACGCUUUACAAAUGCUACGCAAAUAACAGGAGGCCAGAGUCUCCUGCUGUUAACCAGACUGGUUACAUAAAUGUACUGCAAUGCUCAGAGUGUAUGUACAGGGAUAUCAUCAGUUGACCCCCCCCCCCCUCUAUUCCUGUCUGUGUCCCAGAUGACAGUCUGUUCCCCGACACAGUGCACAGGUAGUGUACUAUCUAGAGAGUAGUGUGCCAUCAGGGCCGCAUGGCGUCUGUUCCCCGACACAGUGCACAGGUAGUGUACUAUAUAGAGAGUAGUGUGCCAUCAGGACCGCAUGGCGUCUUGUUCCGUGUCUCCUGCCGGUCUGUGAAGACGUGGCUGAAUGAUGACAUCUCUGGACUGAUUUAAAUGCUGCUGCCUCUCCUCCCCUCACACACGUUGUCUGUUUAUUCCCUGAUUCAUUCUCUGCACUGUCCAUUUCCUGUUGGUUUAAUUCUCUGCCCUGACCAUUUCCUGUUGGUUUAAUUCUCUGCACUGUCCAUUUCCUGUUGGUUUAAUUCUCUGCACUGUCCAUUUCCUGUUGGUUUAAUUCUCUGCCCUGACCAUUUCCUUUCCUGUACUUUAAACACUAGUGCCAGAUAGAUUUUCUAAUUUGUGCAGAAUGACAUGAUCCUGUCCCCAGAUCUGUGUUUGAAGUGGUAAUGACCAAAGGAGAUGGACAGAGGACACACACAGAUCUGGGACCAGGCUAGAAUGCCAUUUAAAGGUAUCUGUAUAUUAGUUUGCUAAUUUCCUUUUACAAUGUGUGUAAAAUGCAUAGCUAAAAAAAUAAAUAUCUCUUAAACUUUU
Molecule: messenger RNA, 6053 nt
Organism: Oncorhynchus kisutch (coho salmon)
Lineage: Eukaryota; Metazoa; Chordata; Actinopteri; Salmoniformes; Salmonidae
Product: E3 ubiquitin-protein ligase RNF19A-like
Exons: 10
Coding region: 418-2898 (826 amino acids)
Biological process (GO): protein ubiquitination
Molecular function (GO): zinc ion binding; ubiquitin-protein transferase activity
Source: RefSeq, a predicted model, not a curated record